Solanum pennellii is the source of this 937-nucleotide messenger RNA. Its product is annotated as auxin-responsive protein SAUR71-like. Gene Ontology annotation, biological process: response to auxin. The record is from RefSeq and is a predicted model, not a curated record. The coding region runs from base 260 to 772 and encodes 170 amino acids. Lineage: Eukaryota; Viridiplantae; Streptophyta; Magnoliopsida; Solanales; Solanaceae. The transcript has a single exon.
CUCUUAGUAACCUAACUCACAACUCUCUUUUCUUUUUCUUUUCAUGCCUUCUUCACCACAAGUUCUCAAGAAUUCUUUUCUCUAAUUUGGAUACUCAAAAGUAUGAGUAAUCCAACUAGAAUAAAAUCUAGGUUUAUGCUAAAUUUAGCUUAUGAUAGAGGAUAAAUCCACAACUACAUAUACCAAACAAUUAAAACCAAAAAAACUUUUUUUCUUUUUUUUUUGUUUGCUCCUUUCAUUUGAGCUAUUGAGAAAGUGAAUGGAUAUGGAAAUGAUUAAAGGGAAGAAGAAUUCAAACGCGUCGAUACUCAAGAAGUUGGAGGGAUAUUUAUUGAUGAAAAAAGGAAGUCGAACGAUGAUGUUGUCCAAGAGCAAAUCAUGGCAUGGUAGUAGCAAAACAAAGAGUCCAGUAGUACUAGCACCGCAAGGCUGUUUUUGUGUAUAUGUUGGGCCAGAGAAAGAGAAGUUUACAAUCAAGGCCAAAUAUGCAAACCAUCCAUUGUUCAAGAUGUUGCUUGAAGAUGCUGAAAUGGAAUAUGGUUAUUGUAGCCAAGGACCUAUUUUGCUACCUUGUGAUGUUAAUCUUUUUCACAAAGUAUUGGGCCAGAUGGAUAGUGAGAAAGAGAUUAAUGGACCUGGGUGUGGGCUUGCUUCAUGUAGUCCAUUUAGUCCAGCUAGGGUCUUGGGACAUGGAGAAAUGGGCAAGGGUUAUGGCUCUUAUGGGCUUCUCACUACACCAAGAAUGCUCAAGCUCAACAGUUCUAACUUCUAAUUAUGAGAAGUAUGUGUCUUUUUAAAUAUGUAUGUUCUGCUAGUAAGUUGCACAAAAUUGUGGGUUACAAUUAGUUGCAGUGAAUAAUAUGUUGUGUUCUUAUGUAAUCUUUUUCUAAUAGCUACAUAGGGCUAGUGCUUCAUCUAGCCUAAUUAUGACCGUAAA